AUGCCACGAAGAAAAAUCGAGCGUGAUCCAAUUGAAAAAGAGUUAAUUAAAAGACAAAGACAAGAUAAAAGAAAUGCUGAUAAACGAUUGACCAGGAGUAAUUCGAAAAAAAAUAACCUCCAUCCAAAAAUUGUUAAAACUACUCGUAUACAUGACCUUGAUAAACACGAUACUAUACUACUUAAUAAAUCAGACAUUAUAGAUCAUCCGUCAACAUCUAGACCUCCACCAGUAGAAUCAAGUAUUCGUGAUGAAAGUCUUAUCAGAAACGUCCGUGGUUACGAUUCUGAUGGAAAUUCAGAACUACAUGUAGAUGAAAUUAAUAUUGGUGAAAAUUACUUAGGUCCGAUGUCAUUAACAUGUUCUCACUGCACCGCGAAACACUUUUCCGCAGAACAAGUCGCUAACAAGAAACAUUCAUUUAACGAUUGUUGCAGUCAUGGUGAAGUUGCUCUUGAUGAUUUACCAGACAUGCCAGUUCCGUUAAAACAUCUUUUUGAUGGGACCGAUGAAAAAUCACAUCAUUUUUUUGAACGAAUACGUUAUUAUAAUAGUUCAUUUUCCUUUGCAUCUUUCAAUGCUAAUUUAGUCCAAUUUCGCAAUAGUCGCACAGGCCCGUUCUGUUUUAAAUUGCAAGGUCAGGUUUACUACCAAAUUAAUGAAUCUUUGUAUCCUGAGGUCAACGAAAACCCUACGAAUGGACAAUUAUUCAUAAUAGACGCCAACGAAGCUUCGCAAUUUAGAUGCACUCAAAAUAAUAAAUUAGAUUUAGAUGUUGUCAGUACCAUCGAAACGGUGAUAAGAGAACACAAUAUAUUUGUACAUUCGUAUCAAAUGAUGAAAGAUGAACUGGAUAGCGCCAAGACAGCGAAUGAUAACAUAGAACCUGAAUUACAGUUACUGUUUACAUUGAAAAAGGGCAUGGACCGAGGCCGAUAUAAUUUCCAAAGAGUUAAUGAGGUGGCUGCAGUUUUUGCAACUACGGCAGAUGGAGACAUUCCUGAAUCGUACGUGACUAUCAGGAAUAAAACUACAAAACAAUUAAAAUCUAUUAGUACCAUGGAUUCUAACGUUGAACCAUGGAUUUAUCCGUUAUUUUAUCCUCACGGGAGUAAAGGUUGGCAUAAAGAUUUACCCUGCGUACGCAGAAAUAAACAUGUAACUCGAAAUGCUUACAUUAAAUUCCGCAUGGCAAUACGUAAUAGUUUUAAUGCAUUCUUGAUGGGCAGAAGAUUAUUUCAACAAUGGGUAGUAGAUAGUUACGUAAAAAUAGAAAAAGACAGAAUUUCUUUUUGCAGAAACAAUCAAAAAAAAUUAAGGGCAGAGUCAUAUCAGGGAUUAAUUGAUCAUUUACAUAACAGAGCAACCGAUACAAACAGUCAAAUCGGUAAAAUAAUAAUACUACCCUCUACAUUUGUAAGUUCUCCUAGAAAUAUGGUUCAACAUUACCAAGAUGCGAUGUGUCUCGUAAGAGUAUUUGGAACCCCUGAUUUGUUCAUUACGAUGACGUGUAAUCCGCAAUGGCGUGAAAUAGUUGAAAAUUUAUUGCCAGGCCAAACUGCUGCAGAUAGGCCGGAUAUUGUUGCUAGAGUAUUUUAUUUAAAAGUUAAACAAUUGAUGGACAUCAUAGUUAAACAGAAUCAUCUUGGUGAAGUUAAAGCUUUUGUCUAUGUAAUUGAAUACCAAAAACGCGGUCUUCCUCACGUUCAUUUAUUGGUAACUCUUAACGAUAAUUCUAAGAUUACUACUCCUGAAGAAGUAAACAGGUAUGUUUCAGCCGAAAUACCAGAUCCACUUACAAAUCCAAGAUUACAUGGUAUUGUAAUGAAAAAUAUGAUACAUGGACCUUGCGGGGAUUGGUGUUUAGUUAAUAACACCUGUUCAAAGAAAUAUCCCAAGCCUCAUGUAUCAGAAACGACGAUGAACGAAAAUGGCUAUCCUCAAUACAGGCGAAGAAAUACAAAUAUUUCUUAUCUAAAAGGAAAUAAUUAUGAAGUAGACAACAAACAUGUAGUCCCGCACAACAGAAAAUUAUUGUUAUUGUUGAAUUGUCAUAUAAAUGUAGAAAUUGUUGCAAGUGUUGAAUCAGUCAAAUAUUUAUUUAAGUACGUAUACAAAGGUCAUGAUGCCUCUGCCUUUGAUGUUACAAAUUCAGAUCAAAAUCGAAUUGUCAAUCAUGAUGAAAUUAAAGAUUUUCUUGAAGGACGAUACGUUGGUCCCGUUGAAGCUUGCUGGCGAAUUUUAAAUAAAGAAUUACAUAACAAAAGCCAUACGGUAAUUAGAUUGCCAGUUCAUUUACCGAACCAACAUACAAUUACCAUAGAUCCUGAAAAUACUGAAAAUAUUCAAAAUGCCCUAGAAAAAGAAACUAUGCUCAUUGAUUACUUUGCUUUAAAUGCACGAGAUCCGGAAGCCAGAAAUUUAUUUUAUUCAGAAAUUCCAUCACAUUAUGUAUUUAAAAAAAAAGAUAAGAAUUCAAGCAAAUUAACUUGGGAAAGGCGACAAACACAGUUCAAUGCUUUGGGAAGGAUGUAUUCAAUUAGUCCUGCGCAAACCGAAUUGUUUCAUUUACGUCUUUUAUUACUCAAUGUUAAAGGAGCAGUAAGCUUUAUUGGCCUCAAGACUGUAAAUGGAACGUUAUAUGAAACGUUUGCUGCAACGUGUUUGGCUCUAGGACUUGUAGAAGACGAUACUGAAUGGGAACGAACGUUAUCCGAAGCUCAACUAUGGAUGAUGCCAGUACAAUUACGUAAAUUGUUCGUCCGAAUUUUAUUAUAUUGUCACCCUGCAUAUCCUGAAAGAUUGUGGGAAAAAUUUAAACAUUCAAUGUCGGAAGAUUUUCUAUUGGAGCUAGAUACUACCUUAGCUUAUAAAAAAACUUACUUUUUACUAAAUGACAUGUUAAUAUCAGAAGGAUCAGCGCUUAAUAAAUUCCCAACUAUGGAACAGUUGAUAGAUUUUAACAUACCUGAAAAUGACAACAUGUCACUAAUAGAUCAUCAAAGAAUCGGAGAAGAACAAUAUGUGAAGUUGAACGAAAAACAAAAGAAUAUUGUAGACACCAUAAUGAAUUCGACAAUUACAGGAGAUGAUGGUAUCAAUAUUCAUAAUUCUAAUUGUUUUUAUAUCGAUGGACCCGGUGGCUCAGGAAAAACAUUUAUUUACACAACAUUAUUUCACUUACUUGUAAGUAAACAACGAAAUGUAUGCACGAUGGCCUUUACAGGAAUUGCAGCAACUCUCCUUCCGCACGGCAGAACAGUUCACAAAGUAUUUGCUCCGAUGGCACCGAGAUAUGCGUUGGAAUUGGUGAAUCGUACAUUGUGCGACAUUUGCAACGAUAAUCGUCCAUUCGGAGGUAAAAUUAUAGUUCUCGGUGGAGAUUUCAGACAAUUACUUCCAAUUAAAUUAAACGCCACUCGCACUGAAACUAUAAACUUAUCGAUAAAAUUUAGUAAAUUGUGGAAACAUUUUAAAAUAUCUUCUCUUACACAAAACAUGCGAACGUUACCGGAAGAAGUCGAAUUUGCUGAAUUUGUAUUGUCUAUUGGAAACGGGAGCAUUAAUAAUGAAGAUGAUUACGUAACUCUUCCGCAAAAAUGUGUUGCCUCGAAAGAUGCCGAUAUCGUUGCAGAUGUUUACGCUGACGCAAUAAGUAAUAGACAGUAUGAUAAUUUUACUAUGCUGGCUAUUCUUUCUCCUCGUAAUAUAGAUGUAGAUUUAAUAAAUGAUAGAGUCGUAAAUUUAUUGGACGCAGAAUCAGAAAAGAUUUACAACAGUGUUGAUAGCACGGAAAAUUGUGACAACGGCGUUAUCAAUGAAUCAAUUUUAGUAGAAUAUUUAAAUUCUAUAAACCCUCCUAAUUUUCCGCCUCAUAACUUGAAAUUAAGAUUAUACAGUGUCAUUAUGCUUGUAAGGAAUUUGAGCAUAAACGAAGGUUUAUGUAAUGGUACUAGAUUAAUGGUUAUUGAACUAGGAACAACUUUAUUAAAAUGUAAAAUUCUUACAGGCGAUAAAGUUGGAGAUAUUGUUUUUAUAAAUCGAAUAACCCUCUACUAUGACCAUGCGGGUGCGUUUACAUUCAAACGAAGACAAUUCCCUGUAAAAUUAGCAUUUGCAAUGACUAUAAAUAAAGCUCAAGGUCAAACGUUCAACAAAAUAGGGAUAGACCUACAAAAAGACGUCUUCAACCAUGGACAAUUGUACGUUGCUAUGUCUAGAGUAAAAUCUUGGGAUUCAUUGAAAAUUUACUUGAACAAUGAUAGGUCUAAUGAUUUGGUAAAAAAUUAUGUAUUUACAGAACUUUAUUCAUAG
Messenger RNA from Cotesia glomerata, 4314 nucleotides. RefSeq lists its product as uncharacterized. The transcript has 2 exons. Gene Ontology annotation, biological process: telomere maintenance; DNA repair. Gene Ontology annotation, molecular function: DNA helicase activity. Lineage: Eukaryota; Metazoa; Arthropoda; Insecta; Hymenoptera; Braconidae. The record is from RefSeq and is a predicted model, not a curated record. Bases 1 to 4314 code for a protein of 1437 amino acids.